Molecule: messenger RNA, 2160 nt
Organism: Physella acuta
Lineage: Eukaryota; Metazoa; Mollusca; Gastropoda; Physidae
Biological process (GO): G protein-coupled receptor signaling pathway; cell surface receptor signaling pathway
Cellular component (GO): membrane
Molecular function (GO): G protein-coupled receptor activity
Source: RefSeq, a predicted model, not a curated record
AUGCCGAAAAUUAAGUUUUAUUACGCCUGUUUUGUAACCUUGACCUUCCAUUGUAACAUUGGAUGUUUUGGUCAAGUUGACAGCGGAUCCUCCAUUGUUCCCUGGAACAAAACUUCGAUGUCACCAACUUCCUACUUGCAGCUGUUCUACAAUAACUGGUGCAUAGAAAACAAGUUUGGCGCAGAAAUAACAUCGCUCCGCAGUGUUAACAAUUUCAGAAGUUACAAGUACACGACAAGGAAAAAUCUACCUAGACUUCACUGCGAGUCCGAGCGGGCAUCGUCUCAUGUUUUGACCAUCCGGUCUUGCCCGGACAACUACACAGGUCCGGCCAGGGUCGUAGAGCUGUGUGAGGCGGACAUCCCACGAGAGAUGAUGACUUUGGAUGUUUACAAUUUCGUUGUUGACAUGGAAACGGAUUUCCUGUUCUGGAACAAGUACUGUGCCCAGUGCAACGGGUACUCUAACAACACAUACCCGACUGAAAAGGAAAAGGGUGCUGGAGAUAGCUCCGCCCUUUUCGAGGUAGUCCCGCCCUUUCCCCAGCUCAUCAGGUUCUCUAGGCAAGUCAUAAACGACGAUACUAGCAUGAAAGAAUCAAACUUAAAUCAGUGUGAAGACACACACUGGCUUUCGCCUGAUGGCACGUGUAAACCGCUCCACUGUAGCCCAGGUAAAAAGCUGAUCUCCGGCAACUGCAGAACGUCCAACAGUGACGUCACAGGACUGGGCUACAAACUGAGUACCUGGUUCAUGCUUAGACCAGCAGACGUCAAAUUAGAUCAGUUGUCUCUGAAAGCCAUUGGCGAUAUCCUUGAAUCUCAGAUGCUAAACGAGACAAAUCUAAAAGCAAGAAAUAUUUUGUUGCAGUAUAAGCUAGGUACUUUCGCUGAAGGACAAAAUACUGGAAGAUAUAAAGUUCAGUCUCCACUUGUGAUAAUGGCUGAUAUUUUCAUCGUUGCCCAAUUAGAGAUAUCAAGAGAUGAUUUUGAAGAUUUUAUUGUGAAUAAGUUGAUUAGAACUCCGUUAACUAUUGCGGAAAACACAGAAAUAUAUCUUGUCCCCUAUUUAAAGUCUGGUGGCUUAACAGAGUCCAUUUUGAUAGAAUGGUGUCGUUGGAUUACCAAACAUUGCUUGUAUGAAAGAACAAGUUAUUCAAUAUACGAAAGUAAAUAUGAUGUUUUGAAUCGCAAGGACUUGCUCGUGAAGGUGACGAAUACUUUAGCAUGUAGUUUUGUAAGUUUCAGCAAGUCAGAAUACAAAUUGGAUGUCGUCGAAACUGACUUCCCACCAUCCGUGACAGUUACUGUUAAUCUUGGAAAUACCAAGUUGAUCUUCUCGAAGGUGUCGGAGAUCAACAUGUUGGAGAUUGACGGCGAUGGUGUGUUGAAUGUUUGUCGUAAAGAUCUGGACGAUAAACUCGCCUCUCUGGACAAAACUCCAAAUGAACUGAACUAUUACGCCAAUAUACUGACUCUCACUUGCAUGUCCGCGUCAAUGCUGUGUCUCCUGGUGUCUUUAGUGACGUACAUCCGGUUUUCUGAGCUGAGAAACAGUGCAGGCAAAAACAACAUGUUCCUGUGUACAAGUCUUUUACUGGCUCAGGCAUCUUUGUUGGCAAGUUCUUAUCUCUCGGGUUACAAGUAUUUCUGCAUUGCUUUUGGAAUAUCUACCCACUUUCUCUGGGUGUGGAGUUCGGCCUGGACUUUAGUGUGCAGCAUACGCAUGCUCCAAAUGGUGUCAACUAAAUAUCAAAAACCACAAAAAUCAGCAGAAGAACGACGAACUUUGGUUAAAAAUGUUCUCUUUACCCUUGCCCUGCCAACCAUUUCUGUAGCAACGGUUGUGAUUUCAUCUCAGAUACUAAGCCAUGGUCGGAAGAUAGGAUACGGCGAAAUCAACUGCUUCAUUGAUUAUAACAUUCACUUAGGUUUGUGCCUGAUCACCCCUCUAGCUCUCAUCACCGUGUGUAAUGUGGCUUUGUUCAUCGCCACCGUCGUCAGGAUCUACACCAUCAGCAGAUCUGUCACACAACAGGACAAAAUCAGCACCAGCGAUAGACAGCUCUCAUUGAUCUAUGUUACGCUGUCGUUGAUGACCGGAGCUUUCUGGCUGCUUGCUAUCGUUGGAGAAGGGACGGAAUCGAAACCACUUCAGUAA